CGAGACCCCCGACACGCCCGGGAGUUUUGCGCCUGGCUUUCCUCCCGCUAGACGCCCAGUCGCAAACGUCACGAUAAUGACCUCAGGCCCCCGCCUGGUCAAAUCCCUCUAAUUGUCUUGGAAGUUAAGAUACCUUUACCAUUGAUUCACCGGGGUAUCCACCUGCAGCGUCAUUGUCCCCUUUUCCCAUUUUGGUCACUUCCCUAACUACCUAUCACUCAAGCUACUUAAGGAACGUGUGAUCCUUUGAUUUUCUUUCAAGUCUAUACGAUUUUGUUGUUCCCUUUCCUCAACAACCACCCUUGUCACCAAAACCCCCACUUCCACUCCCUUCACACUUCAUCCCGCCUUACUUGGGAACUUUUAUUUCCAUCCCUCCAAUUCAAAGUCAGAACUCCGCCAUCAUGCCUAAAAUCACCGAGAUCUUCUUCGAUUGCGACAACACUCUGGUCCUCUCGGAAGAGUUGGCCUUCGAGGCUUGCGCCGAUCUUGCCAAUGAGAUCCUCGAGAAGCACAACAUUCCCGACCGCUACACCGGCGAUCAGCUCAUCCAGGAUUUCGUGGGCCAGAACUUCCGUGGCAUGAUGAUCUCUCUCCAGGCCAAGUACAAGUUCGAGCUGGCCGCGGACGAGCUGGAGGGGUACGUGAAGAAAGAGGAGGAUAAGGUCAUCGCCAAGCUCGAUGCGAAGGCGCAGCCUUGUGUCGGUGCCAGCGAAGAACUCCAGAAGAUCUAUGAUGAGGGCAAGUACGAUAUUGCGGUGGUGUCCUCGUCCGCUCUCCGUCGUGUCCAGGCCUCCAUCAAGAAGGUCGGACAGGACAAAUUCUUCAAGCCCGACCGUGUCUUCAGCGCCGCCACCUCGCUCCCUACGCCCACCUCGAAGCCCGACCCCGCCAUCUACAUCCACUCCCUCAAGGUGUGCAAUAAGACGGCCGAGGAGACGGUUGCUGUGGAGGAUAGCAAGUCCGGUGCUUUGAGCGCCAUCCGUGCUGGUAUCCCCGUCAUCGGCUACGUCGGCAGCUACAACGGCGAUCAGAAGAAGAUCGAAAUGGCACAAUACUUGGAGCAGCUGGGCGCGAAGGUCAUCAUGAAAGACUGGAGCGAGUUCCCCAAGUGCCUCGCCGAGAUCGAGGCCGCUUGAACGCUAUCUCGCCCCCUCCCUUCCCUCUGAUCCACACGAAGUCACGACAGCGAACGCAUCCACCACGAAGGAGUUUCUUUUCCAGCCUAGCAUAAUAUCCCGAAUCAGACCCCCAAGUCAGACGGAGAGCCCUUUCGCGCUGAUUCCCACCCGUCCGUUUGGGGACCUGGGCGUCAUGCGACGAUAAUCCCUCGACAUCUUUUCAUUUCUUUGUUCCCAGGCACUUCCUUCGAUGGUCGGGACACAUGCAUGCAUUACUACACAAUUUUCUAUCAUAGACAGGACCUAUCAGAAAGACAGAUAUGGUCAGAUCUGAACCUGAGUAUAAUCCAUAGAAAAUACAAAAACUCUCUGAGAU
Molecule: messenger RNA, 1497 nt
Organism: Aspergillus campestris IBT 28561
Lineage: Eukaryota; Fungi; Ascomycota; Eurotiomycetes; Eurotiales; Aspergillaceae
Product: HAD family hydrolase
Exons: 2
Coding region: 405-1139 (244 amino acids)
Molecular function (GO): hydrolase activity
Source: RefSeq, a predicted model, not a curated record